Messenger RNA from Cydia pomonella (codling moth), 5891 nucleotides. RefSeq names its product peroxidase-like. The coding region runs from base 1451 to 3598 and encodes 715 amino acids. Lineage: Eukaryota; Metazoa; Arthropoda; Insecta; Lepidoptera; Tortricidae. Gene Ontology annotation, biological process: response to oxidative stress. The transcript has 15 exons. The record is from RefSeq and is a predicted model, not a curated record. Gene Ontology annotation, molecular function: peroxidase activity; heme binding.
AGGUGUAUGUGUGAAGUCUCUAAUCCGCAUUGGGCCAGCGUGGGGACUAUAGCCCAAGCCCUCUCGCGCAUGAGAGAAGGCCUGUGCCCAGCAGUGGGACGUAUAUAGGCUGAAUUAUUAUAUUAAUCAUUAAAAUGUUUUCAUUAAUUCAAUUACGUUAUUACUAUUCAUUGCUAAAAAAUUGUUCGUUAUAAUUGUUAAUACACGUUGCUACGUUACCAAUCAUUUAUUUUUAAACGUGACAGUUUCUUAUAUAGAUUCUAUGAUAAACUAGCGUUACCUAGUUUGCGUCUGGAACAGCGCCAUCUAUCAGGAAAUUGGAACAACAAACUAAACAUUAAUAAGUUUUUUUUAAAAGUAGGUAUAAGUAUGUCAUAUUGUUACUUUAAAUUGUUUUUUUUGUUUAACUAAUAGAACACAUUCGGUAUAGCUUAUGUGUGGAGUCCACACAUAAGCUAUACCGAAUGAGUCCACACAUAAGCUAUACCGCUGAGGAGUCCACACUGUGGACUCCUCAGCGGCCUAAAGGCCAGGCAUUACCAAUCGUCUCUUUCAGAGGCUAUUCCUGUCCAGUUUUCCCCGGCAAUCUCUACGAUCGUGUCUUUCCAUCUUACUUUUGGUCUACCAGAUCUGCGGUCUCCUCUGGCCUUUUCCAUGUAGUCGCUCUCUUUGUCCACCUGCCAUCUUGACACCUUAUAGGACUUAGACCACUCAAAUCAACUUUACUCUCUUUGACAUUCAUAAAAUAUGUAGUCGCUCUCUUUGUCCACCUCCCAUCUUGACACCUUAUAGGACUUAGACCACUCAAAUCAACUUUACUCUCUUUGACAUUCAUAAAAUAUGUAGUCGCUCUCUUUGUCCACCUCCCAUCUUGACACCUUAUAGGACUUAGACCACUCAAAUCAACUUUACUCUCUUUGAUAUUCACAAAAUAUGUAGUCGCUCUCUUUGUCCACCUGCCAUCUUGACACCUUAUCGGACUUAGACCACUCAAAUCAACUUUACUCUCUUUGACAUUCAUAAAAUAUGUAGUCGCUCGCUUUGUCCACCUGCAAUCUUGACACCUUAUAGGACUUAGACCACUCAAAUCAACUUUACUCUUUGAUAUUCAUAAAAUAUGUAGUCGCUCUCUUUGUCCACCUGCCAUCUUGACACCUAUUAGCACUUAGACCACUCAAAUCAACUUUACUCUCUUAGACAUUCAUAAAAUUGUCUAUUUCUAAUGUAGUUGGUUUUUCUUUUCAGUUAAUAUUCAGUCCUGAGGUAGCGGUAUAGAUCGUGUCAUUCACGAAGACGCGUGCGCGUUCUCGUUAUAUCAUGUUGUUAAAGGUUAGCUUUGACAAAUCUGCGCGUCAUCGUGGAUGACACGAACUGUAGCAUAUUGUAUUUACAGUGAAAUGAGAUAAAUGAACUAUAAUAAGAUUAAUAAGUAACAAAUUAAAUCAUCAAAAUGAUGUUAUUAAUGAUAAUAUUCAUAUUGAUAUUGAGAGCGAUAGAAGGCGCGUUGUAUGACACGUUCACUGGAGAGCGACUGACGCCGCAGAGAGAGGCGGAUGUGAGGAGAUUGAACCUUAUACCUUGGUGUGCCUUAGAAGUAGCCGACUGUCAGCCCAACGAGCGCCGACGUAUGGACUACUCUUGCAACAACCCCCGCUACCCCCCACGCGGCGCCACCCUCACCCCCUACUACCGCCUACUACCCCCGGUCUUCGGGAGGAACUAUACAGCCCGCCCUGCGAAGGACGGAGCAGAGCUGCCUCCUCUUACCCCCUCCUACCGUCUACUGCCCCCGGUCUUCGGGAGGAACUAUUCAGCCCGCCCUGCGAAGGACGGAGCAGAGCUGCCUCAUGUUAGAGACAUCAGGGUGGCAAUAAUAUCUGACGGACGUCGCUCGAGCGAGCACUACACACAGCUCACCACGCACAUAGGCGUGUUUCUCACCGGCGACGUGACGUCUCUGCACGACACCGUCAACUACGUCAUAUUCACAACGGACUGCUGCACGCCGGCGGGAGCGAUUGACCCGAGGUGUAUCCCGAUCAGAGUGGCAAACGAUGACGUACAUUUACGAAGAAGCAACGUCCGUUGCCUGAAUCUGACCGCGCCAAUCACGUACCAGAUGUUAGGGUGUGCGCCGGCCAGCUUGCCACCUUCUAGGGUAGAUGUGUUUCAGAUCAACACGUCCCCGCCAAUGAUCGAUCUCUCCAUCGUGUAUGGCAACAACGAAGCAGAUAUGCGCAAGGGCAAAGCGGGGGUCGGGGGCCGAAUCAAAACGGAGGUCCUAAAAGGCAAGGAGUGGCCCCCCAGCGGGGAAACCGUGUGCCUGCUCAACAAGCCGCAGCUGGGCGAGACCAGAUGCCAUAACUCGGCCAACCUAGGAAUCAACUCUAUUGUGGGCGCGAACCUCUUCGGCCUCUGGUUCAUACGCAACCACAACCAGAUCGCCAGACGCCUGGAAGAGCUGAAUCCCUGCUGGAGCGACGACCAACUGUUCGCGGAAGCAAGGGACGUGAACAUCGCUGUUGGGCAGCAGACUAUUUUCUAUGAGCUCAUGCCUUCUCUCAUGGGAUACGACUUCUUGCUGAAGCAGGGAGCGAUCUUCAAUACGUACGGACAUGUUGACGACUACGACGAGGAAUUGGAGCCAAGACUGAGCAUAGAGUUCGUCAUGGCGUACCGAUGGUUCCACACCAUGCAAGAAGGGCGGCUUAGACUGAUUGUCUUGUAUUUGGAAAAAUGCUCCUUUAAGAAUCGCCUCGCAGCAAUAGAUAAACAGUUUCAAAUACAUGUUUCCCUUAUCCACAGGAUGUACGACAACAGCGGGAGGGUAGUCGACGAGAGGAACAUAGUGGACUACACUCUAAGGACGGGCGCUCUUCCGGUAAACGAUACCAUAGAGAAGAUCACGCAGGGCGCCUUUAGGCAGCCGGCGGCUGCUUCAGAUAAUAUCGUGGAUCCAGAUGUGGGAGAAAGAAUCCUCGGCGACCUCCAAUUCGUGUCUGACGUAGUAUCAUCCGACAUAAUGAAAUACCGUGCUUUGGGGCUGCCCAGCUACAACGAGUACCGUCAGCUGUGCGGGCUGCACACUGCUAAAGAUUUCGAUGAUUUGAGGCAUUGGAUGAAGGAGGAGCAAGUAUCAUCACUACAAACAUCAUACCGUGACGUGGAUGACAUCGACCUGCACGCGGGCAUGAUCUCAGAGCAGCCCAUGCCAGGCGCCGCUGUCGGGCCCACUCUGGCCUGCAUCCUGGUUUUGCAGAUGAAACGGUGGCGGACGUCAGACCGGUUCUGGUACGAGAACUCGGUGCACCCCGGAUCGUUCACAGAAGAGCAGCUGUUCGAGAUACGAAAGUCCCGGAUUGCCCGGUUGCUAUGCGACCACGGAGAGGGUGUAGACAGUAUCCAGCCGUACCCCUUCCUGAUGCCGGGCCCGGGAAAUGAAAUAGUAAAGUGCUCCGAGAUACCAGCGAUGAACAUGUACCCGUGGAAGGACGAGGCCUGCUCUAAGGACAAACACUUGUACGAAGGGAAGACGACGGUUAACGGAUACUAUAGCCAGUUCAGUGAUUAUUUACAGAAGCUGUUUGUACAGACAUAGAUAGAUAGAAUACUCUUUAUUGGCACACCUCAGUAAAAGAUACAGCUCAAAGAAAAACAAUUGAUUAGUGAUAGAGGCAGACAACAUGCGGUCUUAGAUACUGAUACUUCCAGGCAAAUUCAAGUUUCGAGGUUGGCCAUUGCUAUCCAGCGCGGUAACGCGGCAAGUGUGAUGCGCACCUUUGCACCCGGUACAGCUCGCGGAGGUAUUUUAGAAUAAGAUAGUUUAUUUAGCACUGUACUCGUAGUUUAUUCAUCUAUUAUUGUUUUGUGUGUAUUUUUUUCCAAUAGUAUGUUACUUUUUGACGUAAUUGUAUAUUUUGUUUGAUUUCAUUAUUUACUGAAUAAAUUUAAAAAACACAUUUACUUUUAAGAUGAUUAUUGUGAAAGUAAAAUAAACAUUUUAAUUAUUAAAAAAAUCGAGUUCUAAAUAUUUAAUCUCAUUCCAAUAUGAUAGUUAUGGCAAAGAGUACAAUCUAUGUGUAUGAAAAGGGUCCAUCAAAAAACCUUAAAUAGUUGGCGCCACAUCGCGAACAAAUUUUUGACUUUGAUCAAAUCAAAUCACUGACAGCGCACUUCACUCCGUCAAUAACGUUUAAGUUGUGCUACCCUAGCGUCACCGGAGAGAUUUCAAACUAUUAUUUACACUAGCAACAGUUCUCCCAUAAGAGAUUGUUCUCCUCACCUCUGGGUACCAUAAUGAUACUGUUAUGAUACUGAUCAGUGUCAAAAGUGACGUUUUUGGAUUAGAUCUUUAGUUUUUUUUUUGUCCUUGUGGAUUACUUGUGGCUUUAGUUAUUAGAUCUUAUUCUAAAAUGAUUCUGAUCUGUCAGUGUCAAGUGACGUUUUUUGUUGAAGGUUGACAUAAUGCCUUCCGAAUCGAGCGCCAUCUUGAUAGUUAGUAUCGUGAUUAAUUCCUUUGUUUUUUGCUGAUUAAAAUUGUUUAAAGUGUAAGAUCAAUAGCUUAUUAGACAGUAAACUAAUGUGGUAGUGUGCAGUGAAUGGAGAAUUAAUCUUGAAACGCGUUUAACCACCAUUUUGGAGUCAACGGCCGAUAGUCCACGUGCUAUUUGUAAAGUCCAGCUAUCGCUUUACAAGAGUUGAUAAAAUCACCGUACACUGUCUUGUACUAACCGUACAAUUUUAGUCGUACUUAAAGCUCCUAAUACCUUGAUACUGGCGAAAUGGUCCCACUGGAACGAAGCCAUAAUUUUACAAGAAUGAAUGAAUGAAUGAACCAUCUCAUAAUGUUAGAUCAGUAUCACAUUAUAUGGUUAGAAUUGGCCUGUACGAUUUAAGUUUAUUAGUUUAAAUAUAAAUUAGAGGAUAGUGAUGAUCUGUAACAGUAAAACUAAAUAAAUCUCUGCAUAAGAAAAAUAACGUUUUUAGGGUUCCGUACCUAAAGGGUUACAAGAGGAACCCUUAUGGUGCGACUCCGUCCAUCCGUCUGCCUGUCUGUCUGUCACAUCGCUAAAUAUCUCGUGAACCACUAAAGCUAUCGAUUUGAAAUUUGGAAUAGUUAUGAUAUGAACACGGGUAACUACGGAACCCUACACUGAGCAUGCCCUACAUUUUUUUUAUAUCACGUCGGCGGCAAACAAGCGGCCCGCCUGAUGUUAAGCAGUCUCCGUAGCCUAUGUACGCCUGCAACUCCAGAGGAGUUACAUGCGCGUUGCCAACCCUAACAACCCUCCCUCCUCUCGUUGAGCUCUCGGACAAGUUCUUGGCCGGUUUUUUUUAAAACUAGGAUCUAGGCAAUACAAGAACAAAGUUACAUCACGCAGGAAACUGACAUCCAAGUAAUAAACCAAAUUCAAUAUAAAAGGUCAACUAUUAUUUAUGUUCGCGGAAGGCCGGUUUAAACGCAAUGUUGACAAACAAAUUCCAGUAAACAUAUAUCUUGUUGUGUGAUUUCAGAACUGGAUUUUUAUUGUGACAUAAUGUAAGGUAUGAAUGGAGUUCGGUUUGGAGAAGAAUGAUGUGAGAGCUGUUCUGACCUGUUUAGUCCCGUUGUCCUUUUAAAAGGACAAAUUCAAACCAAAUUUAGAAUAGUCGCAAACCAACGCAGCGAGCGUGAUGGGCACCUUUGCAUCGCCGGGGCUGGGUUCAGUAGGUAGGUAGUUUUAUUAUACAUAUUUAGUUUAUAUUUAAGUUUAAAUACAUUUAGGUUUAGUGAUUAAAUUUACUUUUUAAUUAGUUUUAUGUUUAAAUAUACAGUGUGCACUUUAUAUAGCGACACUCAAGGGACCGGAAUUUUUUUCACGUUAUAGAGAAUUUUCGUUAAAUAGAGAUAA